CUCUAGCUGCGAGUGCGUUUUGUGACUUCCCGGUAGAGUCAGCAGAUGGUCCAAUGGCAAACAGGCGGACCAGAGGCAUGACCGGCUCAGACCUGAGCAGGACCAGCAGCACCACGGACCGGGCCGUAGCUAUAGCCGAGCAGCUGCACCACGAGUGCUCCAUCUUACUGGAACUUUAUAGGAAGAGGGAAAAUUUCGUUGCAGAUGUUCCCGUGUCCGACGGUCGUCUUGUGUCCGUCCCACUUCCGUCCUCCCAGCUGGACACCAGGGACAAGCUCUGGUGUGUCCACUCAGCUCUGCUGCAGUGCCGCAGCUUGAUGGAGAGAGCCGUCGCCAAAGAGAAAGAAGAGCUGGACGACGGGAGGAAGUCUGAGUACGAGACUCAGAGGAAGAUGGUGAAAGACAGAUUGUCCUUUCUCAUAAUCAGCAUUGGAGAACUUCUCAAGGCGAUGGAUGGCACGGCGGGCAUGACUCCCAGUGUGGAGGGGUUAGAGUUAGACGGUCCAACAGGCCUGUUUGAGCUGAAGCUUUGGGUGUACCGGAUCUAUAAAGAAGUGGACUACUGGACCAAGACUGCCAUCACCACCUUGCAAGCCCUGCCUGCCAUUACAGCCAAGGAGCGAGUGAGGACCAGGCUAGUCAGGAGCACGAGGAGUGUGAGACGAUAAGAUCAGGACAUGGGAAAGUGUGUGUGAGUGAGUGAGGUGGAGUAAUGAGAGAAGAGAGCCGUUAAGGAGCAAAAGAGGUGAGUGAAGGGGAUGAAAGGAAAGAGAUGGAGCCACGUGCUCAAAGAGGGGCCACAGUGAGAAACUGACAUGUACUGCACUGACAAGGUGAAAGAGAGAAUCCCUCAUAAACAGAGGCCUUAGACAUGGAGGGAACAAGUGACACGACCCGUAUCUAUCACACCUUUAUGCACCAUUUGUUUUUUGUAUGACAGGUUCUAAUACGACUUUUUAUUUAUUGCUCUAACUUGUUACUUGUUCAAAUGCAGAAUUUCUUUCUUUAUUUCUCUCACGUUCUUUUAUUGAGUACACAGAAUGAUUAAUACAUAUUUUUAACAUGCUGAUGACACAGUCACAUUCAUUGUUUCCCCUCAUGCAUACUCAAGUUUGACAGAGCUGAAGUUCUAAUUUUAAGAUAUACUGACGGGAUCCUCUGCAGCUGACGGGAUAUAGUCAGCAAGGGGCACAUUCUGAUGAAAAUUAGGACAUUGAAAUUCAUGCCACACCACCAGAAUGUAACUCUGAAUAUGUGUGGUUAUGAAUCCUGCAGCUUUAAAUCAUUCCACAUAGAUUAUCAUCUAGGGAUGUGAAAUGUAUGAAGAGAGAAAAUGUGUGCAACAGCACCCUCUGGUGUUAACAUGGUGCUACUACAUGAAUGUAUUCCUUCUUUCUUGCUUGAUUUUUCUAAGUAAUGUUAAAUUACUCUUCAUUGUUGUUGUUUUGUUAUGUUUAAGAUUUUUAUUUGCAAUGAAUGAUGAGAGUCCUCAUCAGAGUGAAGCACCUCCAAAGUCCAAACUGAAAGGCGUACAAACGUGCACAUGUGCAAGCAGAGAGGCGAAUGUAAAAACUGUACAAUGUAAAAAGACAUUUCAACUUGAGGGAUAAACGAUCGGAGUCUUUUUCUUUUCAUAUUUGAUGCAUAGUUUAACCGUUUGAAAUAACAGUUCUACAUUUGAUCUUAAAUUCAUAUUGUACAAUGGAUAUGUUACAGCUGUCACUGUUCAUGACAAAGUCUCUGAAGAUUUAAAACAAAGUUAUCCCUUGGCUAAACUAAGAAGCCAGAUGGAGGGACACAAACGUUUUUCAAGCACAAAUCUUAUUUAGACUGAAUUCAGUCUCAUGAAAGUAAAGACAGACUGUUAUUUAUCCAAUGGUCAGUUGCAGCUUGAAGCUUUAAUCAAAAUUUUGUUCAUGUGUUUAUUUGUAGAAGAUUCAUUCAAGGAGCAAUAUGUAACUUACAGGUAGCAUUUAUAAUAUCUACUGCGAGAGCUGUCUCCCCCUGCCCCCUCCUCCAAGUCGAUGUGCAUGCAGGUCGGCAUGUCGCGGACACUGAAGCUUCAGUGUUUAGCCAGUUCUCUAUCAGUCUUGAAACUUUUCUGCGUUCUUCUAAACUCUAUCCAUUUUUCAAAAGCAUCUCCAAUAUUUAUCCUAGUUUUACCACGUUUCUGUUCGUGCAGCUUGUUAGAGAAAUCUGCUUUUUUAAGAUUUAUUUUUGGGCUUUUUUGGGGGGCUUUAUUGGACAGAUAGGGCUGUGGAUAGAGCUGGAAAUCAGGGAGAGAGAGAGAGAG
Molecule: messenger RNA, 2293 nt
Organism: Labrus bergylta (ballan wrasse)
Lineage: Eukaryota; Metazoa; Chordata; Actinopteri; Labriformes; Labridae
Gene: cntf
Product: ciliary neurotrophic factor
Biological process (GO): ciliary neurotrophic factor-mediated signaling pathway; negative regulation of neuron apoptotic process
Molecular function (GO): ciliary neurotrophic factor receptor binding
Source: RefSeq, a predicted model, not a curated record